AUGUCUCACUACCAGCACCAAAAAUUUCCUGAAGAUAAGAGCAAAGUGACUCCAAUUAUACCACCAAUGAAGAACAACCAUGAACAUAAGUCUUGGAAGCUGGGUAGUGAUUGCUGCUCCUGGGAUGGGGUCACUUGUGAUCGAUUAACAGGUCAUGUGAUCGGUCUCGACCUUAGUUCUAGUCAGCUGAUUGGCAAAAUCCAUGUCAACAGUAGCAUCUUCCUUCUUCAUCAUAUCCGGAGCCUCAAUCUUGCUUGUUAUGAUUUCAUGUUUUCCGAAAUCUCUUCCAAUUUUGCACAGUUCACAAAAUUGAUACAUCUUAACCUUUCUUCAUCUAAUUUCUCUGGAUUAGUUCCAAGUGAAAUUUCUCACCUCUCCAAGCUGGGUUCACUUGAUCUCUCUGACAAUAAUGCUGGUCACGGACUGGAAAUUGGCCAACAUUGUUUUAAUAAGAUCUUGCAAAACCUCACAGAAGUAAGAUAUCUUCUUCUUGACAAUGUGAACAUGUCUUCUGUUGUGCCCGGUUUCUUGGUGAAUUUCUCUUCUUUGAUAUCUCUGAGUCUUAGUAAUACUCAGCUGCGACACGAGUUCCCGAAUGGUGUUUUCCGCCUUCCAUUUCUUCAGCAGCUAAGUUUGUCUAGAAACGGAGGUCUCAUAGGCAAUUUACCAGAGUCUAACUGGAGCAGUCCCUUGAGGUUGUUAGAUCAAUCUUUAACAAAAUUUUCAGGAAUAUUACCUGAAACAAUCGGAGAUCUUAUACACUUGAAUGUGUUAGAUUUUCUUAUUGCAAAUUCACGGAUUCAAUUCCAAGAUCAUUUGGAACCUCACAGGAAGCUCACUCGUCUAUCAUUUGCACACAACAGUUUUUCCGGACAAUUUCCAGAUGUUUUGGGCAACCUCAGCAAAGUGAUUGAAAUAUAUCUCUUUGAUAACAAUUUUAGUGGUCAACUGCCAUUAUCAGCAUUCAAUCUCACUCAGGUUUCUCAUUUACACUUUUCACACAAUGAAUUUGUGGGUCAUCUUCCUUAUCAAAAACUCUGCUCUCCUGAACAAAGCUCUGCCUUCUCCGUUUCAAGAAACUUUACCAUUAAUGAGUAUUCAAGUUUUCUAAGACAGAUUCCUGGAAAGAGGGUAGUGAUUGCUGCACUUGGGAUGGGGUUACUUGUGAUAGGUUCACCGUCAUGUGAUUGGACUUGA
This is a messenger RNA of Pistacia vera, 1197 nucleotides long. RefSeq names its product receptor-like protein 7. NCBI's taxonomy places the organism in Eukaryota, Viridiplantae, Streptophyta, Magnoliopsida, Sapindales, Anacardiaceae. Gene Ontology annotation, molecular function: protein binding. The transcript has 4 exons. The coding region runs from base 1 to 1197 and encodes 398 amino acids. The record is from RefSeq and is a predicted model, not a curated record.